Messenger RNA from Juglans regia (Persian walnut), 3459 nucleotides. RefSeq names its product GBF-interacting protein 1-like. Lineage: Eukaryota; Viridiplantae; Streptophyta; Magnoliopsida; Fagales; Juglandaceae. The coding region runs from base 302 to 2986 and encodes 894 amino acids. The record is from RefSeq and is a predicted model, not a curated record. The transcript is spliced from 12 exons.
UUCAAAACCUCACUUCAUUUUGCUCUCUGUCUCGGCCCCUCUCUCUCUUUCUUCCUUUCAUUCACAUAGAUCAAAUUCAAAAACGAACAAAAAAUUCGCUCGUCUGCCAAAUUUAUCCUCAGUCCUCUUCUCUUAGUCACCCACACCAAUCCCUCUCAUUUUCUGCAUCUCUGUUUCUCUCUUGUUUCCUCCGUUUGUCUUGCUCCAAUUGUACACACAAAUACAGAUUCACUCAGAAAUAUAUAACAUACAAAUAUACAUUUACUGUCCGUGGUUUUUUUUUUUACCGGCGGUUGCCAAGAUGAGCGGUGGUGGGUCCAGGGUUUCAAUCCCAACCAGUGCGAGGAAGAUGAUCCAGAACAUCAAGGAGAUCGCUGACCAUCACAGUGACGAGGAGAUUUACGCAAUGCUUAUGGAAUGUUCCAUGGAUCCUAAUGAGACUGCUCAGAAGCUCCUUCUUCAGGACACAUUUCAUGAGGUCAAACGGAAACGUGAGAGGAGAAAAGAGAAUCUGAACAACAAAGAAUCAGCAGAAUCACGAAGAAGGCCAAGCAUUCAGGGGCGAGGUGGCAGGGGUGGUCGAGUGAAUUUGACACCUCGUCUCUUGUCCCAUGAUGCUGGUGGUAGGAGGAAUUCUGAUCCUGGAAAGGAGAAUGGAAUUAACCAAGCUGCAGAAAAGGCUGUCAUUCAAACUCUACCAACUUCUCAGGACACAAAGACUAAAGAUAAAAGUUUGGUAACAAGCUCUGGACCCGUCAUUGCCAAUGGGUACACUGGUGGUACUGAAGAAAGUUUAUCCUCUGUCCCGAUUACUAAUUUGGGAACUGCAACACCUCCUGCUUAUACAAACAAAAAUUCUGUGAGUACCUUUGGAACUGGGGACUUGCAUGGGCAGCCCUCACCAAGCUCCAGUAAUUGCUCAGUAUCAACGAUACCAUCAUCUUCAUCAGCAAUCUGUUUCUCAUCUUUGGACCCUGUACUAGUACCAUCUAAUGAUUCAAGGCUCCCAGGUGCCGUGGGUGCAAUUAAACGUGAAGAAGGGAGCAAUCAACCUCCUGGUGAACCAAAUGCACUUAUCCUUGCAGAGAACAAUACUGCCUUCGAGAUUGGUAGCUCUUCCAUACAAGGAAAGGUGCUGAGCAAAUCCCAAGGAGCUGGAAAAAAUCAGCCUGCUGAGUCUUCACAACCUUCAUCUACAUUAACUCAUAGCAGCUCUUUGGUUAGUCGGCCUUCAUCUAAUUACAACAGCCGACCACAUCAAAUAAUUGGCCCUCAGAAAGUUGGUUCUAAUAAGGAAUGGAAGCCAAAGCCAACAAAUGCUAGUGUUGUUCAAGGUUCCGGAACAGCUGGUGCUACUGGGGCAUCUGAGCUUUGCAUUGUUUCAGUUGAAGCUGCUGAUCAGACACAGCCUGAAACUUGUGUCCUUGAUGUGGAAGAAGCAACUUCAAGGCUGCAGAAGAAGCUUGGAGAGUUAUAUCCUCCACAGCGUCAACCUGUUAUACUUCCAAAUCACAUCCACGUCCCUGAAUCUGAAAGGACCAAGUUGAGUUUUGGAAGUUUUGGUGCUAGUUUUGGAGUUACUACAAGCUAUGUUAGUGGUCCCGAUGGUAACAAGAGCUCCACACCUCUUUCCGAAGCUUCACAAGAUGUUGGAGAACCUGCAGAGGAACAGGCCUCAAGCAAUCAAAAUGCCUUGGAAACUGCCGAGGAGGGAGAUUAUCUUGAUCAUUCCCAAUCACCUACAAAUGGACCUGAAAAUUUAUCAUCUGGUCAUGGUGAUGUGUCAUCCAAUGCAAUCCCAGAGUAUAAUGAAGCCAAACAGAAAACUGCAUUGUCUCUUGAAGGCAAUCAAUUCACAGGGGUUCAUACUUCGCCAAACUACAGUUUUGGUCUUGUGCCUCCAAUGUUAGGGAGUCAGCUUGCACCAUUUGAAAACUCCGAGUCUCAAGCACGUGAUGUUUCCCGUCUUCCAAGCUUUGUUCCGUUUGAUCCCAGCUAUUAUGCCCAAUUCUACCGCACGGGUGCUGAUAGUGAUGGUCGUCUUUCUCCUUUCCUUUCUCCUGGGGUCGCCACCAAGUUCAAUGGGAAUGUUGCAGUAUUGCCUCCAUCAAGUUCUCAGCCUGCUCAAGAGGGUGGCGCCUUGUCUACAGCAAGCCCAACCCUACUGGUGACUCAGGCUGCCAGUCUCAUGCAAAGCUCAAUGGCUAUGACUCAGCAGCCAGUCCCCAUCUAUAGGCCACCUGCUGGGGUUCAUAUAUCCCAUUAUCCUCCAAACUACAUUCCAUAUACACAUUAUUUUUCCCCAUUCUAUGUUCCACCACCAGCCAUUCACCAGUAUCUGGGCAACAGUGCAUUUCCUCAGCAGCCUCAAGCUGGCGGUGUAUAUCCAGCUCCAUCAGCCGCAGCUGCCACUGGGAUCAAAUAUUCACUUCCACAAUACAAACCAGGAACUAACACAGGAAAUCCAGCACAUUUUGGAAUGCCAAGUGGCUAUGGGCCAUACAGCUCCUCCCCAGCUGGUUAUAACCCUUGUUCUACUGCAACCGCAGGAAAUGCAACCAGGAACGAGGAUCUUACUGCAACCCAAUUCAAGGAAAGUAGUGUAUACAUUAGUGGGCAGCAGGGCGAAGGUUCUGCAGUAUGGGUUGCUGCACCUGGGCGAGACAUAUCCAGCAUGCCAACCAGUUCAAUUUAUAACCUUCCACCUCAGGGACAGCAUAUGACUUUUACCCCGACUCAGGCUGGCCAUGGCACCUUUCCUGGUAUCUAUCACCCUGCGCAAGCAGUAACGGCAGCAGUUGUGCACCCACUUCUGCAACAGUCUCAGUCAAUGGCUGAAGCUGUUGAUAUGGUGGGACCAGGUGGCAGUGUUUAUCAGCAGCCUCAGCAAGCACAGAUCAAUUGGUCAACAAGUUUGGAUGGAGGUACACAUAAAGACGAUACAACGCUGACUGGAUUGUGGUGUAAAUCCGCUGAAGGGGGCUGAAAAAGGUGAUGUCCACCUGUAACCGAUAUUGACCACGUUUAAGUUAGUCAAGGUAGGUAUGUGCAGGUAUUCUCUUUCUAGCUGCUGCUAGAUAUUUCACCGUUUUCCCCUUUUAAUAGUACCAAACUUUUCCUCUUUUGUUUUAAAUUCUGAAGUCUUUCGACUCUAGAGUUUAUUGUUGAGUGGUGAGAAUCUCUUUCAUUCUUCUUCUUCUUCUUCUUUUUUGAUGUCUGAGGUGUUAAAAGGUUCUUGGAAGGUAAGAUAUAGGUUGUUGGAGAGACAUUCGUUCCUUUCUUUCAUCUUUCUGCUGUCUUACCUGUAAAGUGAAUUUUGAUAGUAAGCAAAGGAUUUAUGUUAACUAUUAUGUUUUUUUUUUUUUUUUUCCUUCUUAAAACGAAGGCUAACAUGUCAAUUAUUUUGCUUAUCUCAUGUGUCAUUGAUGCUUGCUUCGUAUAUAGAAUUUUGGGGGAAAG